UGUAAAUCCAGAGGGAUUAGUGGGAGCGCAAUGGGCUGUGAAGCCUUCAGCGGCUCUCCAAGGGGUCUGGCUCACUGCGUAAAGUUAGGAAACAGGGUCCGGACACACUGCGCACUGAUCCCGCAGUCUCUGUGCGCGUCACCUCUGCGGGACACUUGACCACGAUUUCUGAUAUUUUGACUAGCACUACCUACGCGGGUCACUGACACAUGAAAGUAGAGGAGUUUAGUGGGUGCUAAGUGUUACUUCAGCAGAUCAUCUGUCCCGCAGCGCAAAGAGGGACAUGGGUCAAAUUAAUGGUGCGACUCUUCUACCGUUUGGGGCUAUCUGUGCUGUUUUCCUGUGGGAAUCUGGGGCCAGCUCUAUCAGGACGACGAUUUCAGUGGAUACGUCAAGGAUGGAAUGUCCUGAUAAUAAAAUCUUGACUGUGGAGUAUCCCUGUGUCAGAGCUGAAGGGACGAACAGCACGUGUUUCAGGAGGAAGUGCUGUGAUGGAUUCAGGUUUGUGAUGGGCCAGUGCAUACCUGAAAGUGUGGAUGUGUGCGCUGCUUCACCCUGUGAGCAGCAGUGCACAGAUAACUUUGGUCGAGUCGUCUGCACAUGUUACCCAGGUUAUCGCUUUGAUAGGGAGAGACACCGCACCCACAAGUCUCCCUACUGCAUGGACAUCAAUGAGUGUGAGGUCUCUGGUAAAACUCUAUGUGACCAUGAAUGUGUGAACACAGUUGGGAGCUUUCUGUGCCGCUGCCGUACCAGUUACAUCCUGGCACCAGACCAGCGGUCCUGUAUCCUAGUGCACAACUUGAGUUCUUCGGGAAAGUCCGACACCUUGAUGAGUGCUGGUUCCUGCUCGUUCACGUGUCAAGAUUUUAUGAACAUGAAAAGCAGCCUGUUUCAACUCAAGCUGCGGCUGGGAAACACACAGUCGCACAACCAGGUAUCUGGUCUGGCAAACAGUAACAAGCCGAUUCGAGCAGGAAAAAGUACGGACAGCCCCUGUCUUCCUGGAUUACCUGGCCCUCCAGGUGCUCCUGGUCUCCCAGGGCAUCCAGGAGAACCAGGAAGCAAUGGGGAUCCAGGGGAAAGAGGUCCAUCUGGUCCAAGGGGUCCACGGGGAGACAUGGGGCCCAUGGGACCAGAACCUGACCUCAGGCACAUAAAGAGGGGACGCAGGGGACCAAUGGGACCGCCCGGGGCUCCAGGAAGAGACGGAUUAAAGGUUGUGAAAGGUGACAGAGGAGCUCCAGGACCCAGUGGACCCCCUGGACCACCUGGCUCCUUCGACUUCCUUUUGCUAGUGAUGGCUGACAUCCGCAAUGACAUCAUUGAGCUCCAGGAGAAGGUGUUUGGCGAGCGGAGGGGAAUCUCCCUAGACAGUCCUCCUCAUUCCAGCGGGGAGGAGGAUUUUGUUGAAUGGUCCUCUGGACAAGGAGAUCUCAAAACCUGAGUUUCUCACAGCCAGCUUAGAGAUCGUCGUUCAUGCAUUCGAGGCCAGAGAACCAAACACAGUGCCUACCUUUUAGUUUUGUUCAGAACCACCCCACCCCAUUAGCAACCUCCCAGGAAAUGAACAUGCCACUUUAUGGAGCAAUGAGUCUUGUUGGAACUCUGACAAUGCUUCAAACUGUGCCAAUUAGAGAUAGCAGACAUUUAAAAUCUCUCUCAAACUGCUGCCAACACAGUUUUGCUGCCUUUCAUUUCUGUGGGUGUGUAUGAACCCUGUGCGUGCAGGACAUCAUGUGAGAAAGAUACAAUAUGAGCCCGCCUGUCUGAGCCUCUGAGCUCUGCCUUUGAGCUGAACCACUUCAAACGAUGAGUUUUAUCGUCUGCAUCUCUUCCUCUUCCUGUGUCCGUCCAUGGAAGCUCUGCUUUGCCACUGAUGAAUUGCCUGUGGGGGCUUCGGUUACAAAAAAAGAAAAAGAUUACAACAUAGGAUCUGCAUGGUUUGCUUUUUCUGCACCUGCAGUGUCCAGUGCGGAGGUUUGACCUUUGCAGCCGUUCUCUGAGGCAAACUCAGGAAAUAUUUCAUGAGAUUCAUGAGCAUUUGUGUUGUUGUAAUUGUACAAACAUCAAUUGGGGCUUCAUUUUUCAUUAGAAAAAAAAACUCUAUGCAACAAGCAAAAACUGGUGGCAUCUGUUGCUUUAACAUUAUGAUGCAGAAAUUAAAUACAAAAGAUGGUUACUGACAUUUUUAUACGUAAAUUAUAUAACACAAUUGAUAUUUAAAAUAUACUUUUAUACUCAGUAUUUUAUAUUAAAUUGUAUUGUUUAUGUAAACAGGUUAGUGAGUGCACAUGUUGUCUCCCAGAUAUAAUCCAAACCCAGCAGAUGUAUCAUAGAAAACUUUGAAAAUAGUAUUUUUCUUUUAGUUUUCCAAGCAGCUGCAAGGUACCAUACUGAAUUCUUUUGAUUAUGGUUUUGUGAAAAGGAAAAAGUGUGAAACAAAACUCAAUCUGAACUUCAAACUUCAAAGCUGAAUUUAUAAAAAACAAUCAUAUUUUAUUGCUUGCUUUCAUGACUAAUCCUAAAAACGAGUUGGCUUUCUCUGGAGGUUCUUUUAAAAAUGUUUGAAAGUAGAUCACAAUGACUUGCAAAGGAAUGGAAACCCAUUCCUUUGCAAUGGCAUUGCGUGUCCAUUGGGACACGCAAUGCCAUUUUUUUUCUCUGAAUUUGCCCCAAAUUUCCAUUUGAGGAAAGUUUAUGUCGGCCUGGAUUGUUGUGGUCAGGCAACACAAACCGUUGUUAGUGUAAACACCUGUUCUUCUCAGAAUCUUUGAUAACUGUUUUAAAAUAUGCAUAAAAGGAAAAUCCAAAUGAAACUGAAGGGUUUUUAUAUUUUGAAGUUGAUUGGAUCAUCUAGGAAUUUUCACUGAUAAUGUACUGUAUGAAUUCUUGCUUUUUAUGGGUAAAAAUCUAACAUGAUCCUGGAACUUAUUAAAGUUAAAAAGAGAAGAAAACAUGCCUAUCUCUAUUGAUCGUUACUAGUCAAGAAAUGCCAAAAAGAAAUGAGCAUUUGACCUUAACUUGUCUAUAUCUGCAGUCAGAGUGAUUUUAAAUAAAUGUCAUCAUGCCCAGUCAAAAGGAUAGAUAGAUA
Xiphophorus maculatus (southern platyfish) is the source of this 3094-nucleotide messenger RNA. RefSeq names its product collagen and calcium-binding EGF domain-containing protein 1-like. Gene Ontology annotation, molecular function: calcium ion binding. The transcript is spliced from 11 exons. NCBI's taxonomy places the organism in Eukaryota, Metazoa, Chordata, Actinopteri, Cyprinodontiformes, Poeciliidae. The record is from RefSeq and is a predicted model, not a curated record. The coding region runs from base 284 to 1447 and encodes 387 amino acids.